Mytilinidion resinicola is the source of this 2724-nucleotide messenger RNA. RefSeq names its product ankyrin. The transcript has a single exon. The coding region runs from base 22 to 2724 and encodes 900 amino acids. Gene Ontology annotation, cellular component: nucleus; cytoplasm. NCBI's taxonomy places the organism in Eukaryota, Fungi, Ascomycota, Dothideomycetes, Mytilinidiales, Mytilinidiaceae. The record is from RefSeq and is a predicted model, not a curated record. Gene Ontology annotation, molecular function: protein binding.
CGACUCGGUUUUCCAUUCAUCAUGGAUGCCUCAAGUAAUCAUUCGGAGGAUUUCGAAAUCAUCGACUCCCAAGAAGCCAACCUUGAACCCGAAGAUAUCGCCAAGAUCCAGUCCUGGCUGCAACCAACGGAUUACAACGCGGAAUCGUCCGAAUACCAUCGACACUUGUCGUCACAAGCCCCAGAUACUGGACUAUGGAUUUGUGAUACGGAUCAAUACCGCCAAUGGUUCGAAUCGCCUCAGCAUGGAAGCCUCUGGAUCAAAGGAGUACCUGGGUCUGGGAAAUCCGUCCUGGCUGCUUCCGUUGCGGAGCACCUAAAGAGAGAGGGCAACUUUCCCGUCUUAUCCUUCUUCUUUCGCCAGAUUGUUACAACAAACCGUAGCCACCGAUCCUUGUGUCAAGAUUGGCUCGCGCAGUUGCUACCUUCUAGCACCGCCUUGCAAGCACUCAUCCAACCCCAUCUGGGCGGAGAGUUAGCCGAUGUCUCAAAUGAUCAAUUCUGGGAAUGGCUUUUGGUCGGCCUCUCCUCUGUUCCCCGCGUAUACUGCAUAGUCGAUGCAAUGGAUGAGAUGGAUGCGAGCGGCAGGUCAUUCUUUUUGAAACAACUUGAUAAUUUGGGAGCAUACCGACCCGAGUCAAUCAAAGUUUUCAUGACUAGUCGACCCUACCAGUAUUUACAGAGCGGCUUACGAAAUUCCUCAAUUGUUCACAUCAGUCUGGAGCAAGAUCUUGUCGGAAAAGACAUAAGUUGCUUUGUAGCUCACCGGUUGAAAGGAGUAAUCCUGGACGAAUGCGCGCUUUCUCUACGAGACAUAAUAUGUGAAAGAGCCGGUGGCCUCUUCUUGUACGCCCGGCUGAUGCUUGAUCAACUCAUCCCACCUCUUCACUUGGAGCAGGAUAUUGACAUCCAUAAUCUGGCCAACACUCUUCCAAUUGGCUUAGAAGACAUGUAUAAUAGCAUCUUACUCAACCAACAAUCCAAAUCUGGCAUCAGCAGUGAAGUCCAAGUCACUCUCCUCGAGGCCGUCACGCACUCAUCAAGGCCGCUUCGUUUAAACGAAAUCUCCAGUCUUCUCGCGUGCGCAUUUCCCACAUCCGAUCUCCCCGAUACUCCGAAGGUGAUCGCUAGGUCUGCAUGCGGUCCCUUGAUCGAAAUACUUGAAGACGAAACUGUUCAAGUAAUCCACCACUCUUUUACCGAAUUUCUGCUAGACAUCGGACGACUGUCUCGCUCGGGAGACAUGGAGCAAUUUGCGGUCAUUCAAACGUCCAUUGCCCAUAGAAGAAUAGCUACCCGAUGCGUUCGUUAUCUACAGUCCGGUGUUCUGCAUUCUUUAGAAGCCACGGGGAACAAAACAUCUUGCGAUGAAGAAUCUGAUGACGGACAAGGUCAGCAAUCCUGUUACCAAGCUGCUCGCCUGCAGCAUCCAUUCUUGCAAUACUCGGUGGAUUCAUGGGUUUAUCAUGCAAGCCGCUAUGAUGGAGAGGACGAAACUUUUUUCUCUAUUCUUGACGACUUUCUUGACCCUGCCAACCACGAUUUCCAAGCUUGGACGAAGCUAGUAUGGGGAUGGGUAGUCACUCCAUUUGAUGAGAAAAACGAUGAUAUUGUCACUCCGCUCCAUAUCGCCUCAUUUGCGGGUUUGACAAGAUAUGCUUCUAAGCUAUUGGACCGAGGCGAAAGCGUUCAUUCACUGGACGCUGAUGAGAGAACUCCAUUGCAUUGGGCAGCUCGAAAUGGGAACACAGCGAUGGUCGUUAUGUUGCUCGAGAACGGGGCCAAUCCGAACCCGGAUGAUAUUCGUGGAAAUACGCCUCUACAUGAAGCUGCAAGGAAGAACCAUGCAUCUACAGUUGAAAAGCUUCUCGGGGCUGGAGUUGAUCCCUUGACCCCGAAAACACGUGAGAACCACUCCGGCAGGUUACUUAGUAGCCAAAGGAGUACGAAGGGGGAAACUGCCCUAGAUUACGUGUGCAAGCUUGGACACACUGAAACCUUGACUACCAUGAUCCCCUAUCUAGGACGUGACGAAAUCGGCAACGCUCUGUGUUUGACGUGCGCAUAUAGCAGAACGGAAGCUGUGCGUGCGAUCCUCGAAACUACUGACGUCUCUGCUAACGCUACGAUACUGGGAGAAACCGCUUUGUAUCUCGCUGCAACCGCUCGUAAUCUCGACUGCGUGAAACUACUUCUCGCUAGAGGUGCCGAUGUUCAUGUUAAAUCACGAAGUCAAAUCGGCAGGAGAUAUCAACCGCACCGUGGUGAUCGAAUUAUGGGAACAGCAGCUACACCCAUGACUGCCUUACAAGGCCUCGUAUCGUCCAAUUCUAAAGGAGAUCAGUCAUCCUUCGAGCCCAUAUUACAGAGGCUUUUGAAUGCUGGCGCGGAUUUGAACGAAAAAGAUGAGAGAGGCCGGACUCUGAUGCACCUUCUCUUGUUUCCUUUCUCGCACAUCAGUCGUUAUGCAGAAUGCAGAUCUCUACUACAAGCCGGAGGCCAUACGCAUUUGAGCGUUCAGGGUGAUGAAGGCGACACCCCAAUACAUGAGUUUUUAAGGCACUCCCAGAAUCUGACCUUGCUACAAGAGUUAUUCGAUUUUGGCGCGGACAUCUGCUCACGCGGACAUUCUGGGGACUCUUUGCUCCACGCUGCUUUAUCAUGUGAGUCCAUAGAUAUUUCCAUUUGUCGUAUUAGCGAGCGUUCAACUCUUCUUCCUGCGUGA